UUGUGCAACACUAAGAACAAAUCUACGCGACUCGGCGACUGACCAACAAAAAACAAAUCGCCGAGAUGUCGUCCCACUAGUCCAGCCCUCUCCCCAGGAAACAGCCCCACAGCAUCGCCAGCAUGGUGUCGCCAGACAUCACAGAAAAACUCCAGGAUAAACAAAAAACCAUUCCCCCAUCCAAAAAACAAAACAAAAUUUAAAAAACCAGCCAAGAAACAAAUCAGAAGAUCAACUCACAAGCCGGUGCUGAGGGUCUUCAAUUAGAAGACCAGAAGUCUACUAAAUCCGGCUACGCCGGAUCUAUGCAGACGCACCUACCCCCCAUCACAUCAGUUUACAAUCCAAACCACAGACUAGAGGGUCUUAGUCUGUGUCCAAACUUAGAUUUGUUCCUCAGAGGAAAAUGAAGGUUGUGAAGCGCAUAUUCGGUCGCAGUCGCAGUAAGCCUGCUCCUAACAUGUCUGACAUGAUAUCCAAGGUCGACGAAAGAAGAGAAGAUAUUGAGAAAAAAAUCAGCAAAUUGGAUGUUGAGUUGAAAAAGUACAGAGAUCAAAUGGCCCAAAUGGGAGAAGGUCCAGCUAAAAAUGCAGUGAAGCAAAAAGCUCUUCGAGUGCUCGAGCAAAAAAAAAGAUAUGAAAAAAUAGCUGGUAAUUUGCGUCAACAGAGAUUUUCCAUGGAACAGGCUAAGUAUGUCAAACAAAUGUUGAAAUAUACACAGUCUACGGAGAAAGCCAUGCAAAUUCAAUUAGAGGAUAUCCAAGAUGAUAUGGCUGAUAUGCUUGAACAAGCUGAUGAAGUCCAAGAAGCCCUUGGUAGAAGCUAUGGAACCCCUGACAUUGAUGAAGAUGAACUGCUGGAAGUUGAAGCUGAACUGGAAGCUCUGCGGAAAUGGUCGAUGAAUCCUUGUGAUGAAACGCUGGGCGAUGAAAUGCUUGGAGAUGAAGAUUCAUCUUAUCUUGACGAGCCAGACAGGGAACCAGGAGCUGAAAGCCUUAACGUGGAUGGUGUUGCUGUGGAUGAAUUUAGAUUACCAAAGAUUACUGCCUUUAUAUCCAGAUCAGUCAGGAAUCUAUCCAUCUUCAACAACAGGUCUGCUUGCAACAGAAACCAAUCCGUUAUUAAACGGAAAUCUAAUUCCACAACGGUAGAGGAUAUCCAAGACGAUAUGGCUGAUAUGCUUGAACAAGCUGAUGAAGUCCAAGAAGCCCUUGGUAGAAGCUAUGGAACCCCUGAUAUUGAUGAAGAUGAACUGGAAGCUGAACUGGAAGCUCUGGGUGAUGAAAUGCUUGGAGAUGAAGAUUCAUCUUAUCUUGAUCCGAUAAAAGCUCCGUCAGCGCCAGACGGGGAACCAGGAGCUGAAAGCCUUAACGUGGAUGGUGUUGCUGUUGAUGAAUUUGGAUUACCUUAUAUACCAAUGCCACAACAGCGAGACGUGCAAUCCAGCGGAUCAGAAGAUAUUGGAGGGGCAAAGCCUAAGCGAUCGCUCAUGUUUCUUCCCGAUGGAGUUACAAGUUUCUUAACGAAAUUUGUCGCAAAACCUAAACCAAGAAAUACCCUAGAUUUGUUGGGUGGAGUUGGCAGGUCCAACAACUCAACGCCUGUUGGUGGCGCUUUGGGGACGAGUCAAUCGAGGAAAUCACCAUUGCUAGGUGAGAAAGAGGAUCAACGAACUAGCAGCCGUGGAUCCGGUGGUGGUGGUUGGUCUCAACAGAACGAUAGAGGCCAGCAACAGCGGUUCCAACCCAAACACGAAAAGAGCACGAACACGAAGGCAGUCAAGAAAAGAAUGGCGCCACCGCCACCACCACCUCCCCUUCCACCUCCUCCUCCGGGGCAGCAACAAAUUUCGGAAGUGUUGGGUGAUUUCUUGGAUGAAAUUCCGAAUGAGAACAGGUCCAACAUCCCAACGCCUGUUGGUGGCGCUUCCGGGACGAGUCAAUCGAGGAAAUCACCAUUGCUAGGUGAGAAAGAGGAUCAACGAACUAGCAGCCGUGGAUCCGGUGGUGGUGGUCGGUUUCAACAGAACGAUAGAGGCCAGCAACAGCGGGGAGGAAAUGGAAGAUCAAAUUCUCGUGGCCGUGCACGUGGUAACAACGCUGGUGGAGGUCAGAAUACUGAUCGCAGAGAUGGCGAAGGCGAGUCUGCUGACACCGUUGCAGUUUCUGCCGAUGGUGAAGCUUCAACAGACGAAGAGUCUCCAGAGAGACCCAUCUGCCACGACAAAACGCGCUCGUUCUUCGAUUCAAUCAGCUGCGAGGCUGUGGAGCGCAGCAAAGGCAAUACUCAACGGACAGAUUGGCGCCAGGAGCGAAAAUUAAAUGCCGAGACAUUCGAGUUACCUUUCAAUCAACGCCGAGGUGGAUUUAAUCGUGGAGGCGGUGGUGGGCGUGGUGGUGGCGGCGGAGGUGGAGGUUGUUAUCGCCAGCAGAAUAACGAUGGCUAUCAACAGCGCGACGGUGGCUAUCAGCAACGUGAAGAUGGUUACCAACGUGAAGGCGGAUAUCAGAACCGAGAUGUAGGAUAUCAACAGCGUGAAGGCGGCUUUCAGCAAAGAGAUGGAAUUUUUCAGCAACGCAGUGGCUAUCGGGGAUCAGGACAUCAGGUGGUUACCGAGGUGGCCGUGGUGGACGAGGUGAACGGUGGAGGAAAUCGCGACUCCGAAAGUACUGGUCAGCCCAGAGGUGGUUACAACCAAAGGAGGAAUUGGCAACAACAGGAGAAUCGAGCUUAGAAAAUGUACGAGAGCCGGUUAUUGAUGCGCUACUUUGAAGCAUGGGGAAUGAUUCCGUUGGACAUUUGAUGAGAAAUAUGGGGGGCAAUUGGUGUGAGAGGUUCUGUUUGGUAGAGUUGGAAAACGGCGUCAGAUUAGUGAUUGAGUGGUGCGAGUGGGUGUACAGUUUCUUUUGGUUUGUUUUCUCGCCGUCGGUGUGAAGUGAUCGUAACUCUUGUUGCGCCCUCCUCUCUUCGCUGGUGAGGAUUUUUUUUUUUUUUAGGAUUGAGAUCCUUUGGAUUUAACACCUAGGAAGUUGGAAUGUUCGUUUUUCUUUUGUUUUGUUUUUCUCACCUGUUAUUUCCUUAAUUAUUGUAGAGACUUUUGAGUUUUGACUUUCUUUUCUUUUCUCGUCUAUUCAUAUUUUGCAUCUGUCCCCCCAGUUCACUCUAUUUAUGUCUCCCAGCUGCCCCCUUUACAUAGUCCCAAUUUCCCCUUCCAAUUUUUCUAAAUGAAUUUGCGUGGGAUGUAAGUCAUGUAAUUGAACAAGUUUGUCAAAUUUUCGGAUUUGCAGAGAUGUGUGCAACGUUUGGAACCCGCCAGUGAUUUUGCACGACGUGGCAAAUUUUAAUUUUCGUAUUGUACGUGACUCGCGCUUCGUCCAUACUUUUGUUUUGGUAUACAAAAUUCCACGACUUGUGAAGAACACCGACAAAAGGGCACUAUCGUCUUCUGUAUUGUUUAUGUGCUCCUAUGUCUUGCGGGCAUGUACGACUAGCUCGUAAAAGCAAAAGUACAGUCAAUAAAAUCGUCGUGUAAUC
This is a messenger RNA of Daphnia pulex (common water flea), 3534 nucleotides long. RefSeq names its product protein LSM14 homolog A-like. The transcript is spliced from 12 exons. The record is from RefSeq and is a predicted model, not a curated record. Gene Ontology annotation, cellular component: multivesicular body. Gene Ontology annotation, biological process: late endosome to vacuole transport via multivesicular body sorting pathway; vesicle budding from membrane. NCBI's taxonomy places the organism in Eukaryota, Metazoa, Arthropoda, Branchiopoda, Diplostraca, Daphniidae. The coding region runs from base 407 to 2734 and encodes 775 amino acids.